AUGAAGUGGCUUGGGCUCCUUGGGCUGGUGACCCUCUCAGAGUGUGUAGUCAUAAUCCCUCUAAUGAAGAUGAAGACCAUGCGAGAAACUCAUGGAAAAAACUUGCUGAACAAUUUCCUGGAGGAACAAGCUUAUCACCUGUCCCAGAAUUCCUCUCAUGACCAGAAAUUCUUAUCUCACCCCCUGAAGAAUUUAAUGGAUCUAGUCUAUUUUUGUAACAUCACCACUGGGACACCCCCUAAGGAGUUCUGGGUCCUCUUUGACACCGGCUCAUCUAAACUGUGGGUGCCUUCCAUCAACUGUUCCAGUCCUGCCUGUUAUACACAUAUUACCUUCAACCCUGAAGAGUCCUCCACCUUCCGGUAUACAAACAAGUCCUUCAACAUCAUAAGCGUGUCUGGGAGGAUGAGCGCAGAGCUUGGCUAUGACACCGUUUGGAUUGGCAACCUUGUUAGCAUUGCUCAGCCAUUUGGCCUGAGCCUGGAGGAGUUCGGGUUCAGUCAUGUGCCCUUUGAUGGCAUCCUGGGCUUGAGCUACCCCAGCUUCUCCACCCCAGAGAUAACCCCCAUCUUUGACAACCUGGAGGAACAAGGUGUCAUUUCUGAGCCUGCCUUUGCCUUCUACUUGAGCACGUAAAAGGAGAGUGGUAGCGUGGGGAUGAUUGAUGGAGUGGACCACGCUGACUACAAUGGAGAGCUCAACUGGGUACCAGUGACCAAAGUUGGGUACUGGCAGAUAACCAUGGACAGCAUCUCUGUGAACGGGAUGGUGAUUGGUUGUUCCGGUGGAUGUCAGGCCCUUGUGGACAUCGGGACCUCUUUGCUGAUUGGCCCAAGUAGAGUGGUCACCAACAUCCAGAAACUCAUCGAUGCUAUUGCCUCCAAGGAUCACGAGCAUGUGGUUUCAUGUCAGAGCAUUGGGGCCCUGCCUCCUUUCAUCUUCACGAUCAACGGCACUGACUACCCUGUGCCCCCUCAAGUCGAUAUUCGAUACUCGGCAGGCAACUCUAUACUGGAUUCCACGCACAUGGUACCCCUUAGGGUUGUGCAAAGGGGUGCUGGGGGCACAUUAGGGGUGAUGAGGUCUACAGAUGAAGAGGGCAUCAGGAGUUCUCAGAACGUCUGUAUUAGCAGCAUUCGAGGGGGCACAGAGGACUUGCACUCCUCGGAGACCUGGAUCCUGGGUGAUGUCUUCCUGAGGCUGUGUUUCUCGUGCCACUUUGCAAGUGACAGCCCCGUGUGGAUUCCUGAGCCAUCCUCCUCAGGGUCCAGCAAGCGCCUUCCUUUGACCUCCAGUGAUGCUGGGGAGGAUGCCAUUCAUCUUGGCCAUAUGUCCCGGGUAUAUGUGCCCGACCACUUUGGGAAUGCCCUGGAUUAUGAUCGACAUGUGGAGAGUGAAAGAGGUCCAGUUGCAGAGCUGAUAAACAAGGAAAAGGAUGAUAUCAGCUGUGAAAUCAAGUAA
Budorcas taxicolor (takin) is the source of this 1461-nucleotide messenger RNA. RefSeq names its product pregnancy-associated glycoprotein 2-like. Gene Ontology annotation, biological process: proteolysis. Gene Ontology annotation, molecular function: aspartic-type endopeptidase activity. Lineage: Eukaryota; Metazoa; Chordata; Mammalia; Artiodactyla; Bovidae. The record is from RefSeq and is a predicted model, not a curated record.